Saxophila tyrrhenica is the source of this 429-nucleotide messenger RNA. RefSeq lists its product as uncharacterized. The transcript has 2 exons. Gene Ontology annotation, cellular component: membrane. The record is from RefSeq and is a predicted model, not a curated record. NCBI's taxonomy places the organism in Eukaryota, Fungi, Ascomycota, Dothideomycetes, Mycosphaerellales, Extremaceae. Bases 1 to 429 code for a protein of 142 amino acids.
AUGUCAGCAGCAGCGCUCCUCCCAAUCACCAGCACAUUCGCACUCCCACUCAGCAUCUACCACAUCUUCCUCCAAGUCCGCGUGAGCUUCAAACGCAUAGCUUCUCGAACGAGCCUCGAAGCAUCUUCCAAGCCGCAAUCGGAGAAGAACGAUGACCCACUUCUCGCCGCCUUUCGCGCUCAAAGCAACUUCACCGAGAACGUGCCACUGGCGCUCAUCCUAGCGGGAGCCGUGGAGCUGAACGGAGGCUCAAAGACGGUGUUGACGGCAGCAUUGAGUGCGCUCGUGGUGUUUCGUAUAGCGCAUGCUGAGUAUGGACUGAUGGCAAAAGGAUACGGCGGUAAAGGACGGCCCAUUGGUUUCUUCGGCACCGCGGGUGUCAUCGUUGGGCUGGCUGCGUACGGCGCGUGGCUCGCAAGAGGGAAUUAG